UCAGUUCUCCGCUCUUUCUCAACGAGAGCGAGGGGGGGCCUGAGAAGGUGAGACCGUAAAACCCUAAGGUUUAUCGAAUGCGGGUUUUGCGAAUUAUCACAGAGUCCGGAAGUGCGGGAUUGAACGAGUGAUUGCUUGCUGCACAAAUUUCGGCAUCCGACCUCGUUGCAGAUUUGAACGAGUAUCGUCAUGGCUCGCACUCGAAGAAGAAAGAAGAGAACCCAUGUCCCGGCUGCCCCUGAAGGUGCCGUUGGUAUCGAGAAGGUGCCCAAGAGUUUCGUUUUAUCUCGAGGAAAGCUGCCCCAAAUUUUACGGAAUCUGCAACAUGACCUUCGGCAAGUCAUGAUGCCACACACCGCCUCCAAGCUUAGGGAAAGCACUCGAAACAAGCUGAAAGAUUUUGUACACGUAGCAGGGCCUCUAGGGGUCAGCCAUUUUUUGAUAAUGUCAAAUACGAAAGCUGCACCGUAUUUGAGAAUAGGCAAGAGCCCUCACGGUCCUACACUCACGUUCAAGAUCCACUCGUAUUCUUUGGCUGCUGAUAUUCAACGGGCGCAGAUCAGGCCGCGUGCACCUCUCGCAAUAUUCAAAAGCCCCCCUCUUGUGGUUUUGAACGGUUUCGGAACUACAGAGGAACACUUGAAACUUAUUCAAAUCAUGUUCCAAAACAUGUUUCCAGUGAUCAAUGUGCACAAUGUCAAAUUGGCCACCUGCCAAAGGGUGCUGCUUCUUAAUUAUGAUAAGAAAACCAAGUGCAUAGACUUCCGACACUACUCAAUAUCUGCUCAGCCUGUUGGCGUUACUCGAAGCAUUCGAAAGCUCGUUCAGAGAAAGAAACUGCCAGACCUUGGCGGUCUUGGCGAUGUAAGUGAGUUUGUUACUAGGUCUGGUUAUGGGUCUGAAAGUGAAGUCGAAGAUGAGGCCUCGAAAGUUCAGCUGGCAGAUGAGUUCGGCAAGGGAAAUCAUGCUUCACAGCAAAGUGCUGUCAAGCUUCAUGAAGUGGGUCCACGGUUGAAGAUGCAGCUUGUUAAAGUGGAAGAAGGCCUCUGUUCUGGGGGUGUUAUGUUCCAUGAGUAUGUUAAGAAAACUCCCGAAGAAGUAGCAGUUCUUAGGGCCAAGGUAGAGCAACGAGAAGCUCUACGCAAGCAACGGAAAGCCGAGCAGGAGGCGAAUGUCAAGAAGAAAGAAGCUCUUAAAGCCAGUCGCAAAAAGAAGAGACCAGAACACGAAAGGGAGAAGGAAGAUAAGGAGAGAGAAUCGGAUAGUGAGGAGGAUGAUCAGCCAGAACUUAGAAAAGAAGAGGAUAAGGAGGACGACGAUGCUGAGUGGUACCGCAAGGAGGUUGGCCACGAACCCGACGAAGCUUUCUUGAGUGGAGCACGAAGGUGGAAUGCCAACAGACCACAAAGAGGUAGAGGAGGAAAAUUUUUCGGUGGAAAGAGAGGAAGUGCGGAAGGCAUGGAAAUGAGCAAGCAUCAAGAGUCAACCAAAUCUGCAGCAAAUGGUGAUGACAGGAAAGAUAGAUACAAGAAGAGAGCGAAGUUCGAGAACAACGGUGAUGAUAAUAGGAAAGAAAGGUUUGGGAAGAGAGGUGGCGAUGACAGCCGAGGCAGGUUCGGAAAGAAAAGAGGCAGCAGUGGAGGAGACAAGGCCCCCAAGCGUCAAAGAUAUAAGAGAGAUUAGUGAUCAAUGACCUAUCGCUCUUUUACACCAGUUUUGUAACAAUUAAUUUUUCUAUUAAAAUUUUUUCAAAUAUACUCGUAUUUCAUA
This is a messenger RNA of Marchantia polymorpha subsp. ruderalis, 1770 nucleotides long. The record is from the annotation of a GenBank genome assembly. NCBI's taxonomy places the organism in Eukaryota, Viridiplantae, Streptophyta, Marchantiopsida, Marchantiales, Marchantiaceae.